CCCAGUUUUCUAAGACCAUUCAGAACGUACAAAUCUUUGAAAUCGAAAUAUAUACGAAUUGAAAUAAUUUAAACAAUAUAAUGUCAAAUAUUUUCACAUACCUUCUCCUUGUGGCGGUGCUAGGUUUAUCCUUUGCCCAGGGUGCCACAGUGAGUCGCGAGGAGCAGCGGCAACGUCAACAAAAAUCCGAAGAAAUACGAAAAUACAUGAAUCUCUCGGCGAGCCCAUGCCAUGAUUUCUAUGAAUUUGUGUGUGGCAAUUUCAAUCGCUAUAAUCCCACCGAGAUUCAGGUGGAUAUAUUUUCCAUGUUGGAAAAGGAGUAUGAACGUAAGCAGUUGAAUGCCCUGACGAGAGAAUCUCCGGGUGAUACCGAAAUGGAGAAGAGUGUAAGGAAUUUCUAUAAAUCCUGUCUGAGUAUCGAUAUGAAUGUGCUGAGGGAAAAAUUGAAAAAUAUUGUGGCAGAAUUUGGAAAAAUGCCCGCCCUUGAGGGUGAUAAGUGGCGGGAACAAGAUUUCGAUUGGCUGCGAACGGUGGCGGAGAUUGCCCAUAAAUAUGAUGUGAAAUUAAUAUUGAAUUAUGAAAUGUCAGCGGAGGGUUUGAAUGGCAGACGUUUGAAGUUGGGUUUGGAAAAUCUGCACGAAAGUUUGGCGGCCACAAUAAUACGCACGAAACAUGGCUUCAGUGAGCAGAUGAUCAUCGCCAGUAAACUGAAAAGUUAUUUGGGUUUGAGCGAACCGAAUGCCCAAAGGGUGGCCAAGGAAAUUUCGGAUUUCAAACAGAGUCUCUCGGCAGCCUGCCCAGCUGAUGUGGCCAGCAAAUCGACAACUUUAAAUAAAAUACAAAGGAAAUAUUUGCCUGAUAUUGACAUUCGAAGAUAUUUGAGCGUGGCCAUGGGUUCCAAUCCGGCGGCCCAACUUAAAAUCGAUGAUUACUUGGCCAAUUGUCAGCAAAAUAUUGCCAAUGUAUUGCGCCGGACUUCCCGACGAACUUUGGCCAAUUAUGUAUUCUAUUACCUACUGAAACCCUUUAUGAUGCUACACGUUCCCAGCCAACAGCAGGAGCUAUGUAAAAUCGAAACAGCCACACAUUUUGCCAGCGAAAUGGAUUUCAUGGCCUAUCGCAAGGAGGUAUCCCAGCAAAUGGAGAAUGAUUUGAAAACUUUUUGGAUUACCAUCAAGACCACAUUUCAGAAUAUCCUGCAAUCUCCUCGCCUCAGUUGGAUUAGAAACAAUACCCGCAGGACAGCCCUGGAAAAGUUAAGGGCCAUGAAACUGGAAUUUGGUCAAUACGAGAGAAAUAUGUUUGCCGAAAAGUAUCGCCAGCUAAAGCUCUAUCGCAACGAUUACAUACAAAAUAUGAAAGCUAUUUUGUCCUACAAGGCCCAACAGGCUCGCAGUCGGUUAAGUGACUCUAACCAAUCAAAUAACCUCGUGGAAAGGGAGGGCAGUCCCUUUACAAGCCGGCCCAAGAACACGGUCAUAUUCCCUGUAUCUUCGCUGCAGCCCCACUAUCUUUGGCACGGCUCAUCACCGAAUGCCAUGAAAUUUGGCACACUGGGUUUCUUGGCCUCGCAUGAGCUCAUCCAUGGCUUCGAUGACAAGGGCAUCUUCUAUGACAAUCGUGGCCAAUUCAAACGCUGGUGGGACAACUAUUCCUUCCUCGAUCUCUACAGUCGCAUGGAUUGUUUUAGUGAACAGUAUAAAAAAUACAAUUAUCUGGGUGAUUCCCAGUCGGAAAAUAUUGCCGAUAAUGGUGGCUUGCGGCUGGCCUAUGAGGCCUACAAUAAAUGGUAUGGUGAUAAAGUGCGCUUUCAUCAGGAUGUUGGCGAAGAAACUUUGCCGAAUUUGAAUUACAACAACAAACAAUUGUUUUUCAUUGCCUAUGGGCAGAUGUUUUGCAGCAACACAAAUUCGGAUUUGAACAGCCUAGACACGUCGGAAUUUGGUCAUGUUCCUCACAAAUAUCGGGUAAAUGGGCCGCUGUCGAAUUUGGAGGAAUUUUCGAGGGAAUUCAAUUGUCCUCGCGGCAGUGCCAUGAAUCCAACAAAGAAAUGUGUUAUGUAUUAGAUAUUGUUAUUUUUGAAUAAAUAUUUAUAAUUAAAGGGAAA
Musca domestica (house fly) is the source of this 2107-nucleotide messenger RNA. Its product is annotated as neprilysin-4. The transcript has a single exon. Gene Ontology annotation, cellular component: plasma membrane. The coding region runs from base 81 to 2066 and encodes 661 amino acids. Gene Ontology annotation, molecular function: metalloendopeptidase activity. The record is from RefSeq and is a predicted model, not a curated record. NCBI's taxonomy places the organism in Eukaryota, Metazoa, Arthropoda, Insecta, Diptera, Muscidae. Gene Ontology annotation, biological process: protein processing.